AAAUUACUACACGUAAAAAAGUAAUUAAAAAAAAUUUAUCUGUUUAUAUCAUUAUCAGACAACGAAACGCGCUACACCUGAAAAUUAUUAUCAGACAUUGCAAAAUCCAAAAACAAAUACACAAUUUUCUUUGUUUUCAGUUUUGUCUUCCUCUUCCCAGCAAUAGAUGGUAAGGGGAGGGAAGGUUGGUCAAAGAAGCAAUUUUAAAAGAAGAGUCAGAUCAAAAGAUGAGGGUUCGGAUGAUUCAGAUGAAGAUUAUGUAGUUUCACUGGAGGGAAAUGAUGAAUCUGAGGACGAUGUGGAAGAUUAUUGUUCUUCCUUAGAUGAGUGUGCAUCGGAAGAGGGUUUUGGGAGUUUCAUUGAUGACGAGGAUGAUGAGGAGGAAGAUAAAGAGGUGAGGAAGGUUGUUAGGUCGAAAGCUAAACCGAUGUCUUCAGCAAGGACGAGGAAGAUUGUGGAUAGAAAAUCACAAAAGCGGAAAGUUGUAUCCGAUGAAGAAGAUGACGAUGAGGAUUAUGAGAUAGAGGAGGAGGAGGAGCAAGAAGAGGAAGAUGAUGAUGAUUUGGAAUUCACCCUGGAUGAAGAAGAUUGUUUGGAUGAGGAAGAGGAGUUGACUAUGACAAAGAAGAAGAAAAACAAUAAGAAGGUUAGUAAGCAAGGUUUGCGGAAAAGGGUUCCUUCCAACCAUGGGAAAAAGAGGAGAAAAUCUGCUGUUUCUAAGAAGCCUUUGAGAAAAGGAGGAAAUAAGAAAUGUCGGUUAAAAAGGAAAAGGAGAAUUGAGGAGGAGGAAGAAGAAGAAGAUGAUGAUUGUGGUUUCAUAGACAAAGCUCCAACUGUGAGAAAAAAGAGCAGAAAAAAUGGAGGACUGAGGAAGAAAGCAUAUGUUAUAUGUUCAGAUUCAGAUUUUGUUUCGUCUGGAUCAUCUGAUUAUGAGUAUACAAUCUCAGAGGAAGAGAGGGAACAGGUGAAAGAAGCCAGCCAAUUGUGUGGAAGCAUAAAAACUAGUUUGAGGAGCUCAUCAUCCUCAAAGAGAAUUCAGGAGGUUGAGGAGUUAGGCCAGUGUAAGAAACCUCCAGGAAAAAAGGGUAAGGAGAAGGUAGAGGAAACAAAGGCUGAAGUAAUAAAGUCGGUCUGUGGCAUUUGUCUCUCCGAGGAAGAUAAGCGAAGAUUGAGAGGCAAGCUAAACUGUUGCAGUCAUUAUUUUUGUUUCACCUGCAUUAUGGAGUGGUCAAAAGUAGAAUCUCGAUGCCCUUUGUGCAAGCAAAGGUUUGAAACAAUCAGUAAGCCUGCAAGAUCAACAGCAGGAGUUGAUUUGAGAGGUGUGGUGAUUCAAGUCCCUAAACGGGAUCAGGUCUACCAACCAUCUGAGGAAGAACUAAGAAGCUAUCUUGAUCCAUAUGAGAAUGUGAUUUGUUCUGAAUGCAACCAAGGAGGGGAUGAUGAACUCAUGUUACUGUGUGAUCUUUGUGAUUCAUCAGCUCACACCUAUUGUGUUGGUCUCGGGCGGGAAGUACCUGAAGGAAAUUGGUACUGUGAUGGUUGCAGGCCCGUUGCCCUUGGGUCCUCUAGUUCCCAAGUUCAAGAUCCCUUACCUGAUCAAAGGACAAUAAACAAUUUGUACAAUCGAUUCCCACCCAUUGUAAAUGUAGGAGAAAGUUUAGACUCCAUUGUAGUGCCUUCACCUCGUACGCCAUUACCUCCCGGUUUUGGUGGUCUUUCAUCUCCUAGAUUUCCUACUGCAGAUUUUCCAUCUGUUUCUCCAGUAUCUGGAGUGGCAGCUCAAACUCUGACAGGAAGACGAUGGUUACACCGCCAGAUUCAAAAUCUUCGUUCCAUGAACAGGAUGAGUCUUAUGGUUGGUAGGACUGAUGGGAUAUCAACUGCCAAUAUGGGCAUUGAUUUUGUGAACUCUCACGUUGAUCAGAGUAGGCAAACAACAAUUCAACAAGCAAGGACACAACAAAUGGGAACUCAGCAUCAAACAGUAAUCACAGAGGGGUUACACAAUGAUCCCUCUUCUUCACUGCAAAGUAGGGACUUCUUUUCACCGAGGUUGGGCCAUUUGAGAAGGCAAGCAGUUCAGGAUUCAACUACCACAACAUUAAACACGUCUGUUAAUUUGAUGUUAUGGCCUGAGCUUGCUGGUAUCAAUUCAGAUGCUCAACUCUAUCAGUGCCGCAAUGGACCAAAUAUUGGGCCUGAUGUUUUUGGUUCAGCAUUUUCCGUCAGAAAUGAGGAUAAUUCUUCCAUGGCCAAGGAACAAUUGCAAGUAAUGGUUAGAAGCCAGUUGAAAGCCUUGUCCAGAGAUAGUGAUUUGGACAAUGGUACUUUUAUGGACAUAGCAACAAGUUCCAUGCACACCUUAUUGGCUGCUUGUGGGCUUGAGCAUAGGAGGAGCGAGGUUCACAUGGUACCACCACCAUCAAAUUGUACACACAUUGAAAGAGUGGCAGCCGGUCAGGCGAGCUUAAUGAAAGGUUGUUGCUUAACUUGUUUCGAUUCUUUUGUAAAAGAUGUAGUGAAGAGGAUCAUGGAUACAAGAUCCAGGCAGUGGUUAAGUUUAGGUUUUUAGAUAUUUGAUGUAGUUAAUGCAUCUUUCUGCAUACUUCUUUCUUUUUCUUUUUUUGGUUAGGAUUUAGUAACCAAUUUUUUUCAACACCAUAUUUUUCCCCCUUAUGUUGGUUUAUACUUGCAAUUCACAGACAUUGAGCCUGCAAAAAGUGCUCUAUUCUCAUUUGAUCACCAUAAUAGAUAAUUGUUAAUUAAA
Molecule: messenger RNA, 2767 nt
Organism: Gossypium raimondii (Peruvian cotton)
Lineage: Eukaryota; Viridiplantae; Streptophyta; Magnoliopsida; Malvales; Malvaceae
Exons: 4
Coding region: 167-2572 (801 amino acids)
Source: RefSeq, a predicted model, not a curated record